Molecule: messenger RNA, 3825 nt
Organism: Schistocerca serialis cubense
Lineage: Eukaryota; Metazoa; Arthropoda; Insecta; Orthoptera; Acrididae
Product: monocarboxylate transporter 12-B-like
Exons: 8
Coding region: 132-1598 (488 amino acids)
Biological process (GO): monocarboxylic acid transport; transmembrane transport
Molecular function (GO): monocarboxylic acid transmembrane transporter activity
Source: RefSeq, a predicted model, not a curated record
GUCAGAUACGAAGCGACAGCGACCAGUCAGACUUUGAACGACGCUCUGAGUGGCACUCCUCAACUGCUUCAGAACAGUAGGACGCUACUCGGCACUCGUGAUUGGACACAGUAAAUUCUGCAGAUGCGAAGAUGACUGCGACGAAAACAGCUGAAUAUGAAAUCAUUCCACCUGAUGGAGGCUGGGGCUGGAUGGUGGUCCUGGGGGUCGCCCUAAAUUACAUGACCAGCCAAGCCCUCAUCUCCGUGUUCAGCGUAUUGUUUGGACAAAAGCUGAUCUCGAUGGGACAUGAGACAACAAGUGCAGCCGUCAUAAUGAACGUUAUGACGGCAGUCAUGAACUUCUCUGGUCUACUUACCGGACCGCUGCUGAAGAAGUUCUCGAUGCGACAGGUGGGUGUCACGGGAGGGUGCUUCGUGGUGACCGGCCUGGUGCUCACCAGCUUCGCCAAUUCCAUCAUUCACAUCAUCAUCACCUACAGCAUCUUCGUAGGUCUGGGGAUGGGCUUGUUCACGCCGUCGGGCUUCCUGGCCGUCAAGACGUACUUCGUGGAGUCUCGCGGCCGCGCCGUGGGGCUGUCGAUGGCGGGCGCCAACUGCGGCCAGAUGGCGAUGCCUCACGUGGUGCGGCUGUUGCUCGAGACGUACGGCUUCAGCGGCGCGCUGCUGGUGCUGGGCGGGGUGGCCAUGCACGGUCCGCUCGGCUCGCUCUUCUUCCACCCCGUGGAGUGGCACGCCGAGCGCCGCCCUGUGGCCAACGAGCUGACGCUGCUCAAGGGCGAGUCGGAGCCCGGCGAGGAGGUGCGGCCGCGCCGGCCCAGGAGGAACGCCUCCAUGGCGUCGCUGGCCAGCUCCGAGGUGGGCGACAUGGCCGACGUCGUGCCCGAGGACCGCCGCAUGCGCCUGGGGCCCACCUGGGAGGAGGACGAGGAAGAGGGCGCGCGAACGGCAGCGGGCACCUUCCAGAAGAAGCCGCAGCCGAUCUGGCGGCGUGUGGUCGCCUUCAUGGACCUGGACCUGCUGCGGAACCGGGUGUACCUGAACGUGCUGCUGGGUACGGCGUGCAUGAUGACGUCGACGGUGAACUACUCGCUGCUGCUGCCGUUCUACCUGCAGCGCCACGUGGGUCUGUCGAUGACCGACACGGCGCUCUGCCUCACCAUGAUGGCCGCCGGCGACUUCGUGUCGCGUCUCACCGUGCCUCCCAUCACGGACCGCAUCAAGGCCAGAGCGCGGUACACCUUCUUCCUCGGAGCCUGCUUCAUGGCCCUCACGCGAUCAGCAAUCGCGAUGAGCACCGGGAUGGUGCCACUGUGUGUGUGGAACGCGCUGUGCGGCUUCUCUCGCGGCGCCGCCGUCGUCAACAACAACCUGUGCGUCGCCGACGUGUGUCCCGAGGAGAAGCUGCCAGGCGCCGUGGGGCUCAACAUGGUCUGCACCGGCUUCAUGCUGCUCGCCGUGGGGCCCAUCAUAGGAUACGUCCGUGAUGAGACGGAGAACUAUCCACUGUGUAUGCACCUGCUGUCAGUCCUGGUGGCAAUAGCAAUGUUCUCCUGGCUCGUCGAAGGCGUACUGCACUGGUGUCGCCGCAAGAGAUGAAUGUGGGCCAUCUUAUGAUUGGUGUCAUCCCAAAGUUUAACUAACAAAACUGCCAGGACUUUUAUACCAGGGAAAAUACACUUUUGUUUGUGUCAACACUGGAAUGAGGAGAUGAUGUAACAAAAUAAUUUUUCACUUAGUACUAUGAACGUUGUAGCACAUAAAGACUGAGGUUAGAUCCGUCAUAUAGCGUAGUUACAGCCAUAGUACGUGAAAAACUCGUGCUCCGAAACGACACUUGGUAAUGAUUCUCAAUAAUUUCUCUACGUGCUUUGUAUGAUAUAGCUUGAUAACUGUGUUGUGCAAACCACGAGUUAAAAAGACCUGUCUUCUGUUUUGCCAAUAUCUCACAAUUUAUUUAGUUUCCUUAUGUAUUAGGCUUUCCUUGUGUAGAGAAUGUCAAAGUACCGAUUUCCGUUCUUCCGACACAAAGAGACUGGACAACAGAAAGUCAGCUAAUAGAAGGUGUCCAGAGACUAGCUGCAGAGUUGAGGCUGGGCACUCAGUUCAAAGAUGAGAAACCUCGCAAGCUGCACAGACACCCAGACAAGCAUUCCAGGGGCACUGACUCCACCAAGAUGCAGUAUUACUAAUAAGAAGCCAAAGAAAGAGUAAGAACCAUAUCUCGUAUGUUGUGAUGGAGAAGAAGAGCAUGAUAAAGAAGCAUGAUGAAGAAGAAGAUGUUAAUUACAAAGAGAACAAAAUCUAUGUGAAAAGGGAGGCUGUAUGUAUUGGUGGAGAUCAUGAAGAUGAAGGUUACAGUGAGGAAAAUGACGACGAGAAAAAAGUAGAAGAGGGUGGUCAUGAUGAGGAAGACGGGGUUUAUAAUAAAUUGGAAGUUAAUCUCCAACGAGUCUCCGGUAGAUAUCGUCUCUAUCUACUGGAAUAAACUGAAUGCAUUGGUAGAAAAAUUUUUUCCUUGCUAGUUUCAAAAGCAGUAGGCAAUAAUUCAAAUGACAAUGAAAUUAGUAACUGUUGAAGAAGAACUUCGAAAAGCAGCGAUUACUACAUAUAAUUUACAACAUCUGCAGAAAAUACAAUGAAAGAGUCAACUAUAGGAUGACUAAUUGCAUAUGGGAAUAUUCAGUAAGUUGAAAGACAACAACGCAACCAAAAAAUAUACAAUUCGCAUUUGCUUACUUAACCGCACACUUUGAAAAUGGUUAGAGCUUGUACGUGAUUUCAAAGUAAAAUAGAUCAUAUGGACAGACUUAUAGUGCUAACAUUACGAGCUGACAUACUGUCAGCUAUUGGUACUACCAUACAGUCUUAAGAUUCAGUGCCUGGCACCUGCUUUCAAGUUACAGCACACACAUUGUCAAGUCAUGUCACACACACUGCCAGCUUCUGGUUUUAGAAUACUAGUUCAGUUCUGAAUGCUUGUUUCUUUAUGUCAGCUAUUACUGCCUCUCCACUUAGCAUUACUAGCAGAAGAUGACAAAAUUUUGUAGUGCAAGAUAAAAUUAAUAUCCUAAUGUUGGGUCACUAUGGUGUCUGAAUGACUACGAGAUUGGUUAGAUGAAUGCAUGCGACUCUGUUUCUCACCUAUACGAAUGUUUAUCAACGCAACUCAGUUUGCUAUUUUUCUGAAGACUUACUUCAAGGAAUGACGAACUUACUCCAUUGAGCCAGAUCUUUGAUGUUGUUGACUGAAUAAAAUUUGUUUAAGAUGAUGGUACUUGGAAAAUAGUUUCAACAACUUCACCUUCCCAGAUGUUUUAGCUACUAGUUAAUGUAUUAACAAAAAGCACUGGCUGGUGGUAGGCAUUCUGAUCAUAUUUCUUUGAUAAAUGCAUUCUGACCAUGUGAAAAUGUAUGGAUGAAUGAUGAACUACCUCAAACUGCUUUUUGGAAGUAUGAGAUGUUGUGAAUGCCAAUGCUGUUGGAAUAACAUGGGUACUUUGGUAACUGUCAUUGAAAAGUGCAUUUUAAGCUGUAAAUUAGAUGAGUGAUAGUGACCUUGUGUGUUUUUCAGCACUAUAUAGAACCAGUUUUGUGUAUUUUCAUUAAUUUAAUGCAUGGUACAAAUAAUAGACUAUAGUCGUCGACCAACCAAUAAUGUAUUUCAGUAGUGUAAGCAAGUGAACCUAUGAAUAUUUGUAAUUAAUGCACACAAUUUCUAUGUAGAAAUAUUUAAUUUGUAUGUCCAUUGUGCUUGUAAAGCGUAGUACAAACAUCAAACUUUGGUUGCGAACAAAAAAUCUUAUAGAAGAAUUAAGUUAAGAUA